UGCCUCGACUCUCAUUGGUCAGCAACCUGACGGCGCAUGACGUCACGAAAGGACCACGUGCUUGGCGCCAAAAGCAGCCACUACAGAUGCCUCUGGACGAAUUUCCACGUACUAAGAGCAUGGAAUUCACGACGAGUUCCGGUCUCAGAGGUGGACCUCGGCCUCGAAAUCGUCUGGCGAGAGCUGUGCUCGCCGCGCCAGACCAACAGAAGUACCUGAAGGACCUUACUUUUUAUUCUGAACCGCCAGGAGACACAAUUCCUCUAGUCGACCUGGAAAAUUGGGCUUUGCAGAGGCUUGAACCUCUGAUUUACAUUCUUGAAACAGUCUUGCGAUUAGUGGAGAGAGUUGGGCUGACCAGCCUCCAUUCACUGUCAGAAUGGAGAAAUACCCUCAUCAAUGAAAUCCGUCAAAACAAGCUGAUUCCCAGUUUCUACGUACUGCUUUCAAGUCAUUCAGGCACUGCAGAGGAAGAUCUCUAUGAAGCAAGAAGGAAAGACUAUAUAUCUCACUUCAUCCUUCGUGCUGCAUACAGCACAUCUGAGGACCGUCGGAGAUGGUUUAUCCAACAGGAGUGUGACUUCUUCAGGGCACGCUUUAUGCAGCUCACUCCUCAGCAGAUUGAUUCAUUCCUUCAAGAGCAGGGCUUGCAUUAUGUCAAGCUAAAUGAUGCUGAAAAGAAUGUCAUGAUCCAGUACAUAUUGGGUGAUGACAAGAAUGCAGAGAAGAAGAAGAUGCUGGAUUUGUACAAAGUGCCUUGGUUGGAUGCACUCGAGCUGGUCAGAGGUCGUCGAGUCUUCCUCCAGGCAGGGAUGGCUUACAUCACCACUCAAGAGUUCACAUCCAUUGUGACACAGAAGUUCAGAGAGUUUCUGGAACGAGAAGUGCAGCAUAUGAGCCUCAGCAUGGGGAGGAUACUGGAGGAUGACGAACGGAUGCAGAAGCUCCUGCAAAACUUUGAGAAGUAUUACCUUGGUCCAGACUACAGUAGCCGGGGGGACACGAGUGACCGCAUCACCCUAGACAUGAUUGGCACUGUCAGCAAGGAAAGUUACCCAUUGUGUAUGCGACACAUGCACGAAGAAGUCACAACAAACCAUCACUUAAAGCACUUUGGUCGGCUCCACUAUGGACUCUUCCUGAAAGGCAUUGGGUUGACCCUUGAGGAGCAGAUCACAUUCUGGCGAGGGGAGUUCACCAAGAAACUGGAUCCUGACAAGUGGGACAAGCAGCAUAGGUAUGGGAUACGCCACAUGUAUGGAAAAGAGGGGCACAUGAAGGAGUUGAGCCCAUACAGUUGCAUCAAGAUCAUCACAUCCUCAGUGGGAGCAGGAGAUAAGCAUGGGUGUCCCUUCAAGCAUUGGGAUCCCCGCAACCUGGCCACAAAGCUCAAGAGCAUUGGGAUCACUGAUGCAGGAGUGUCAGAGAUCCAAGGGUUUGCAGUAGGAGGUCACUACCAGAUAGCAUGUGGGAAAGUGUUUGCUUUCACCCAUAAGGGAGCCGAGGUCGGCAUCAAUCAUCCAAACCAGUACUUUGAGGAGAGUCGAGCCAUCAUCACUGGGAAGUUGGGGAAAAAAUCUCUGUCACAGGAAGCUUCUGGUUCUGACAGCGCAUCAAACGUGGCUGCGAAGGUGGGAGGAGAGGAAAUGAAUGACACUGCCCUCUGGGAUGGAGAACUUGAGCCAAUGGAUAUAGAGGAUUCAAAUCACAUCACAGGUUUUGCAUCUGCCUGGGCC
Molecule: messenger RNA, 1736 nt
Organism: Darwinula stevensoni
Lineage: Eukaryota; Metazoa; Arthropoda; Ostracoda; Podocopida; Darwinulidae
Source: the annotation of a GenBank genome assembly